AUGAAGUUCUCCUUGGUGGCACUGGCAACCCUCGCCGGGGUUGCUGUUGCCGAUUUGGAUCCCAUCGUUAUCAAGGGUUCUAAGUUCUUUUAUUCCAGCAAUGACACUCAGUUCUUCAUGCGUGGAAUUGCCUAUCAACAGGAAAGCACAAGUAGCAGUGGCUACGCUGACCCUCUAGCCGAUCCCGUCGCUUGUGCGCGUGAUAUUCCCAUCAUGGCAGAGCUGCGCACCAACGUUAUCCGUACCUACGCCAUCAACGCCUCUGCGGAUCACUCCGAGUGCAUGAAGCUCUUGUCGGACGCUGGCAUUUACGUUAUCUCCGAUCUAUCCGAGCCCAACCUAUCGAUCGAUCGAGCCAAUCCUUCAUGGGAAACCGACCUCUUUGCCCGAUACACCAGCGUCAUCGAUGAACUGUCCCAGUACACCAACACUAUUGGAUUCUUCGCUGGAAAUGAGGUUUCCAACACCGUCGAUACCUCUGCUGCCAGCGCUUUCGUCAAGGCCGCUGUUCGUGACACCAAGAAGUACAUCAAGAACAAGGGCUACCGCCCUAUGGGUGUUGGAUAUGCUACCGCCGAUGUCUCCACCAUCCGCGCAAACAUGGCCGACUACUUCGACUGCGGAGAGUCUGAGGAUAUUAUUGACUUCUGGGGAUACAACAUCUACUCGUGGUGCGGUAACUCGACCUACAAAGAAUCCAAGUAUCAGGAUCGCACCGAAGAGUUUGCCAACUACGCCGUUCCUGUCUUCUUUGCUGAGUACGGUUGCAACGAGGUCCACCCCCGCCUGUUCACCGAGGUAAAUGCCUUGUAUGGCGAUACUAUGGCUGAGGUCUGGUCCGGCGGUAUUGUGUACAUGUACUUCCAGGAGGCCAACAACUACGGUCUGGUUUCCGCCGUUGAUAGCACCAGUGUUAGCACCAUGUCCGACUUCAAGUACUAUUCCAGCCAGAUCGCCAAGGUCAACCCCACUGGUGUCAAGAAGGCUUCUUACACCCCCACCAACACCGCCCUGCGCAGCUGUCCUACUGUCGGAUCCAAGUGGUCUGCCGAAGCCUCUCCUCUUCCUCCUGUCGCCGAUAACACCCUGUGCGAUUGCAUGUACGGUGCCUCCGCCUGCGUUGUCACCGAGUCCCUCGACUCGAAGAGAUACGAAAAGCUGUUCAGCACUGUCUGUGGCUAUACCGACUGCAGCGGACUCACCGCCAAUGCCACCACCGGUGAAUACGGUGCCUACAGCAUGUGCUCAACUAAGCAGCAGCUCGCCUUUGCUCUGAACAAGUACUACGUUGAGCAGAACAAAGCGGCCGAUGCUUGCGACUUCGCCGGAGCUGCCACCGUCAAGUCCGUUGUCAAGGCCACUGGAACUUGCGCUCAGCAGAUGAAGGAGGCUGGAACUGCCGGAGUCGGGACUGUGAGCACCGAGGGCACUGACAUCGGUGGCUCUAGCUCGAACUCUGGUUCUAGCUCUGGCUCUAGCUCUGGCUCUGGCGCCAGCUCCUCUUCCUCGGCCUCAGCAACUACCUCUAGCAGCGGCGCUAUCAGCAUGCACUCCAGCUCAGUCUUCGGCUCUUUCGAGAUCGUUGCUUACAUUGCCACCGCGCUCCUGGCGGGUGUCGGAAUGAUCGCUUUGUAA
Penicillium vulpinum is the source of this 1635-nucleotide messenger RNA. RefSeq names its product glycoside hydrolase family 72 protein. The transcript has 5 exons. Gene Ontology annotation, molecular function: 1,3-beta-glucanosyltransferase activity. Gene Ontology annotation, cellular component: fungal-type cell wall; cytoplasm. Lineage: Eukaryota; Fungi; Ascomycota; Eurotiomycetes; Eurotiales; Aspergillaceae. The record is from RefSeq and is a predicted model, not a curated record. The coding region runs from base 1 to 1635 and encodes 544 amino acids. Gene Ontology annotation, biological process: fungal-type cell wall (1->3)-beta-D-glucan biosynthetic process.